AUGGCGGUGUUCUACAGGUACAGAAGCAGGGUGGACACCUUCUCCGUGCCCGUGCCGGAGCCUUUUGUCUCCGUCGGGGAGCUCAAGCGCCUCAUCACGGCCACCGCGCGCCACGGCCAUGGACCUCAAGUGGGAGGCCCCGACGUCACAAGGAGGCCUGCAUCGGGGGAGUCUGACGGCGUCAUCCCGGCGGAGCUCUACUGCAAGAUUUGCCGGAACGUGAUGGCCGACGCGGUGGUGACGAGCAAGUGCUGCUUCGACAGCUUCUGCGACGGGUGCAUCAGGGACCACAUCGCCUCCAAGUCCAAGUGCGCGUGCGGGGCGCAGGCGCGCGCCGACGACCUGAUCCCCAACACGACGCUCCGCACCACCAUCGCCAACCUGCUCGCCACCACCACCGGCGCGGCAGCAAGCGCCUCAAGUGGAACCGACAAGACGAGGAGCUCCGCCGGCAGCAACGCGGCACAUCCGGCGGCGCCGCUGAGCCCCGCAGCUUCGCAGGCGAGCCGCAGCAGCAACGUGAGCUCAGAGAAGGCCGAGCACAGCGACGGCGGCGCGUCCACGUCGAAGAAGAUCGCCACGAUCUCAGGUGCCCUCGGCCCAAGAAAGGCGCAGGAGACGGUGGCUGGCGACCACUCUGCAGAAUCCGGAGCUCGCGCCGUCCAUGGCGGCGAUCACUACGGCGUCCCGUUCUGCCCGGCGACCGGCUACGUCGACCCCUUCUUCUUCGGCGGCAUGCCAUUCGGAGCCGAUCCUUACAUGUACUACGGCGGCGUGCCUUACGGCUGCGGUGGUGCACCCAACGGCUACUACGGCGGCGAGGAGCUCCGUGACAGGAAGAGGGCGCGCGUCUCUCCCGGAACCGGAUGUUGGUGAUCGGCUUCGGAGAGGAUCAGAAGUUGCCGAUUAAAAGCCAUUUGGAGAUUUUCCUUUUCGUCUCA
Messenger RNA from Oryza sativa Japonica Group (Japanese rice), 941 nucleotides. The record is from RefSeq and is a predicted model, not a curated record. NCBI's taxonomy places the organism in Eukaryota, Viridiplantae, Streptophyta, Magnoliopsida, Poales, Poaceae.